CAUUCUGCUGUUCCUUGCAGUUUCUGCUACAGAAAAUGAGUUUAAGUAAAGGCGAGAAAAAGGGAAAUAUAUUCGAGAAAGCAUUAACAGAAUAUCUUCGCUUGCUUCAGCGGCGGCCAGUGGUAACGAAAGCAGUGACCAAUGCACUGGUUUCUGGACUUGGUACUAUCAUCUCCCAGCUGAUAGUUAAAGACUCACGAGCUAAAGGAAGAAUAUACUGGAGAAGUGUAUUUGCAUAUAUGUCUUUUGGAUUAAUUGUGAGUGGACCAAUUACUCAUCAUCUGUAUGCCUUCAUGGAGAAAUAUUUCCCACGAGAGAAAAAGUAUUCUUCUUUGAAAAGACUGCUUUUUGACAGACUAGUGUUUGCACCACCAUUUCUGCUUGCCUUCCUAUAUUAUGUGUCGAUUGCUGAGGGAUCUGGACAUGAUGCAGCGAUGGAGAAAUUAAAGCAGGUGUACUGGAUGAUUCUGAAACUUAACUGGACUGUGUGGAGUGUAGUACAGUACAUUACAGUUAACUACAUUCCUUUAAAGUUUCGCACAUUGUUUGGAAAUUUGUGUGGAUUGGUGUGGAUGAUUUUCCUUUCUGUCAAGCGCCGUCAGGCUACUGCAUAAUGCUUAAUGACCUGAAGAUGACUUCACAUUAUGUAAACAGUGCUUCUCCAGAAGAGACAGAAGCUUGUGCACCCCUUUCUCUAUGCACAUGCAGUACUUGUGACUUUAUUUUUUUUUAUAAUAAAUAGAGUUUAUUGAUAAUAUUUAAUGCAUUUUAAGGUACAUCAAAGAAUUCCAGGUAUGCUUUUUGUCUUAUUGCUCACUAGCUCCAAGCAUGUACAUUAACCAGAUGGUCCUCCAAGAUCAACUAUGCUCAUAAAUGGCCAUUCUGAUCUUAGAAAAUGCCAGUUACAACUAGCUGGGUGAUUCACAUGGUCUGCUAUUAAGUUUUUAACAUGCUGAUUUCAAGCUGUUGAGCAUAAACAAUAUGCAGCCUUUGGUCACUGCCUUUUGACCAGCAAAGGUCAGUAUUAACACUUUACAGUUAAACUUCUAGCCCAUUCACUGAGUAAUAUAUAUUUUUUUACUAUUCACUCGUGGUGGACUGCAGAAUUAAGCAGUAAGAUCAAUACGUAAAAAUCUGCUCCUCCAGACUGUGCUAAGGACAGUCUCAAUGCCAUAGUUUGUGAUUGCCAUCUAAGCCUUCCCUGGGUUUGGUUUAUAUAUAUACUUUUUUGUAAUGCAAGUACUUUUUAUGUAAGUACUUUUACUUGGCACUAUGCGGUUUUAUGUAUACAUGUAUACAGAAAGACAUGCAUUUUAGUGUCUUUGCAGAUUAUUUGAUGAAGUCUCAAUUAUUUUUUGGUUGAAUACAUCCAGCAAGAAUGAGCCUUUAGUGCAUUUUUUAAUAUUGUGUGCAACAUAAAACCUACAAACAUCGACAAUUACAUUAGCUGUUCAAAAACCUUGGGUGCAUUUUCCAUACGGCAGAUGUGUGGAGAUCCAGGGAGAAGCGGAUAGCGGUGAGGUCAGCAGGCAGCGAAUUUAUUUUUCUUGAAACUUGUUACAUAGGAACCUUACCUGAGCCUUCUGAUUGGCCGCCUGGCUCAUGUGACUUAAUCUUGUAUCCAGAUAAGAGUCAGUGAUGCUGAUGAGCAUCUGCUGCUGGGUGUAGCUUUGUUUGAAACACACAGGCUAAUAAAGUUUAUGGAAGACACCAA
Molecule: messenger RNA, 1714 nt
Organism: Pomacea canaliculata
Lineage: Eukaryota; Metazoa; Mollusca; Gastropoda; Architaenioglossa; Ampullariidae
Product: peroxisomal membrane protein 2-like
Exons: 5
Coding region: 36-614 (192 amino acids)
Cellular component (GO): cytoplasm; membrane
Source: RefSeq, a predicted model, not a curated record